Molecule: messenger RNA, 1335 nt
Organism: Melanotaenia boesemani (Boeseman's rainbowfish)
Lineage: Eukaryota; Metazoa; Chordata; Actinopteri; Atheriniformes; Melanotaeniidae
Product: mucin-5AC-like
Exons: 2
Source: RefSeq, a predicted model, not a curated record
ACUACAGAUGCCACAACAACAACCACAGCUGAACCAACAACUACAGAUGCCCCAACAACAACCACAGAUGCCCCAACAACAACUACAGAUGCCACAACAACAACCACAGCUGAAACAACAACUACAGAUGCCCCAACAACAACCACAGCUAAAACAACAACUACAGAUGCCCCAACAACAACCACAGAUGCCCCAACAACAACUACAGAUGCCCCAACAACAACCACAGAUUCCCCAACAACAACUACAGAUGCCACAACAACAACCACAGCUGAACCAACAACUACAGAUACCCCAACAACAACCACAGCUGAGCCAACAACUACAGAUACCCCAACAACCACAGCUGAACCAACAACAACUACAGUUGUCCCAACAACAACCACAGCUGAAACAACAACUACAGAUGCCAUAACAAUAACCACAGCUGAACCAACGACUACAGAUGCCACAACAAUAACCACAGCUGAACCAAAAACAACUACAGAUGCCCCAACAACAACCACAGCUGAACCAACAACUACAGAUGCCCCAACAACAACUAUAGAUGCCACAACAACAAUCACAGCUGAACUAACAACAACCACAGCUGGACCAACAACAACUACAGAUGCCCAAACAACAACCACAGCUGAAACAACAACAACUACAGGCGCCCCGACAACAACCACAGCUGAACCAACAACUACAGAUGCCCCAAUAACAACUACAGACACCCCAACAACAACCACAGCUGAACCAACAACUACAGAUGCCCCAACAACAACUACAGAUACCCCAACAACAACCACAGCUGAACCAACAACUACAGUUGCCACAACAACAACCACAGCUACUACAGACGCCCCGACAACAACGACAGCUGAACCAACAACUACAGAUGCCCCAACAACAACUACAGCUGAAACAACAACUACAGAUGCCCCAACAACAACCACAGAUGCCCCAACAACAACUACAGAUGCCCCAACAACAACCACAGCUGAAACAACAAUAACUACAGGCGCCCCGACAACAACGACAGCUGAACAACCAACAACUACAGAUGCCCCAACAACAACUACAGACACCCCAACAACAACCACAGCUGAAACAACAACUACAGAUGCCCCAACAACAACCACCGAUGCCCCAACAACAACUACAGAUGCCCCAACAACAACCACAGAUUCCCCAACAACAACUACAGAUGCCACAACAACAACCACAGCUGAACCAACAACUACAGAUACCCCAACAACAACCACAGCUGAGCCAACAACUACAGAUACCCCAACAACCACAGCUGAACCAACAACAACUACAGUUGUCCCAACAACAACCACAGCUGAAACA